Molecule: messenger RNA, 2332 nt
Organism: Carassius carassius (crucian carp)
Lineage: Eukaryota; Metazoa; Chordata; Actinopteri; Cypriniformes; Cyprinidae
Product: MOB-like protein phocein
Exons: 9
Coding region: 147-926 (259 amino acids)
Cellular component (GO): cytoplasm; mitochondrial matrix
Molecular function (GO): protein folding chaperone; ATP binding; protein-folding chaperone binding
Source: RefSeq, a predicted model, not a curated record
GACGGGGGUCAGUAAGGAUUAGUGUUUGGCGCAUGCGCAGUGCCCUUCUAGACAUUUCUUCUUCACGUGGAUCGCACUGGUGAAGUGUUCCUGUGUGACUGUCUUGUGCUGCUCUGUCGGACUCGCUUUUCAUAAAGAUCAACAACAUGCAGGCUUUCCGGAAAUUCCUUCCCAUGUUCGACCGUGUGUUGGUGGAGCGGCUAGCUGCAGAGACUGUGACAAAAGGAGGCAUCAUGAUUCCAGAAAAGUCUCAAGCCAAAGUGCUGCAGGCCGCAGUGGUGGCAGUGGGUCCAGGAUCCACCAACAAGGAAUUCUACAACUGGUGUGAUGAGUCUUUUGAAGAGAUGGACAGCACACUGGCAGUGCAACAGUAUAUUCAGCAGAACAUCCGUUCAGACUGUUCCAACAUCGAGAAGAUUAUGGAGCCUCCAGAGGGACAGGAUGAGGGGGUGUGGAAAUAUGAACAUCUCAGACAGUUCUGUUUGGAGCUCAAUGGCUUAGCAGUUAAACUGCAGAAUGAGUGUCACCCUGACACGUGUACCCAGAUGACUGCCACUGAGCAGUGGAUCUUUCUGUGUGCUGCCCAUAAGACUCCCAAAGAGUGCCCCGCCAUUGACUACACAAGGCACACUCUCGAUGGAGCUGCGUGUCUUCUCAACAGCAACAAGUAUUUUCCCAGCCGCGUCAGCAUUAAGGAAUCAUCUGUGGCCAAACUGGGCUCGGUUUGCCGUCGCAUCUAUAGGAUCUUCUCCCAUGCUUACUUUCACCACCGCCAGAUUUUUGACAAGUAUGAGAAUGAGACUUUCUUGUGUCACCGCUUCACUCGUUUCGUGAUGAAGUACAACCUUAUGUCUAAGGACAACCUCAUCGUGCCCAUCCUGGAAGAGGAAGUCCAGAGUGCCACUGCUGGGGAGAGUGACGCCUGAGCUGUAUUUGUGCAUUUUGAGCCUCUAGAAUCCAGACAGCAGAGGUGUACAACUUUAGUCAUUUGACAUACUUUACUUUUCCAUUCACUAAUGCUUCAUUUGAUCCAAAUUUCAUCAUUCAGCUGUAACAAUCAAAAUGUUACAUCAGCAGCUCCUUGUACAUAUCUCACUCCAUCUCCAUUGUAAAUCCUGCUCAACCAAUAAGAUUUUCCUUUCUUUUUCCUCCUCUCUCGACUAUAAACGAGUCUGGUGAUAUUCACCCUGUCUUUUCUCUCAUUGUUAAGUUAUUAUAUGGGUGGAGGGCUCUUAUCCGGCCCACUUUGUCCUUUUUUUUUUUUUUUUUUUUACUAAAAUGUAUGGUAUUUUCAUUGUCAGUUGUUAAUAAAAGACUUGUACCUAAUUUAUGCUUAUGCAUUUAAGCCGUGUUCGACUGCUAAGUGACAACACAGAUUUCCACUUUAAUACGAGGUAAAUACCCAUUUAAUAAACCAUUACAAAAACUGUCUGAAACGCGUUCAGAUACUACAGUUGGUAAAUAAUACUGAUCAGUUGUGGUAUAUUAGAAUAUAAUGUUAAAUAUCUUGGGCUUAGCUUCUAGGAUUGAAAAACAUCUCAUUCGGUUCACCAUGGCUUCAACAUUUACAGCAGCUUGAAAGACUGUUUAGCUAACAAAAAUGUGCUUAUUCUAUUCUACCAUUCCUCAAAGAGGGAUAAACAUCGUCAAGGCAAUGCAAGAUACAAUCUGAUAAAAUACAAUGCUUAACGUGGUUAAAAUUCUACAAACAUUUUAAGGUGGCACAAGCAGCACCACUUCAGCUCAGUUUGAAAAAUCCAGCCCGAUAAGAUGAGAACUAGUCAGUUUAUGCCAAAAAAAAACAAAAAAAGUACCCUGCCCAUAGUCCCUUAGGAGUUAUUAAACUGAAAAGCUGCCACUUAAUUAAAAUGUUUUACCCUUUAUCCUUUUAGAUAGUGUGAAGAAACUCCCAGGAGAUUAAGAUCCAAAUCCAGCUUUAGCACCAGUUGAACACAUGGCAGAGAUCAGAUAAACCAGACUACAGCAUUUAGUUCAGGCUAGUUCUUGGAUUCCAUUCUGAAGCGCUGUAGGCUUACAAUGCAUAUGCAUUUUUCCUCAAACACUGGCAUCCCAAGCUUUUCUGAUGUUUUGACUCCAAGUCCUGGAACAUUUCUGCAAGAAAAUGUAAGCACGUCACAAAUCUGCACACCAAGUAAAUGUCAGCGUCCUGCAGUGGGAUUGUUUGGACACUCAGUUCCUGAGUUCAUCACGUUGAACUGUUGCAGGUGUUAGAACAAACAACUGAACUGUCAGCUGGGGUGAAGUAAAAAAAGGAACAGGAAAAAGAACAGCAAAAAAUUAACAGUGAGGAAGGACACUCACAGUGAUGAGG